AGGAGAAGGAAGAAGAAGAAGAAUAACAAGCAUGGCGACGGGACUGUCGGGCGGAGACAGCGCUUCGGAGGACCGCAUGGAGACCGAGUUAGAGCCCUCUGCCGCCGGCGAGGGGGCGAACAGCGAGCCCGGGCCAGCCACCUCCUCGAACGGCAGCGGCGGAGAGGAGGACGACGAGGAGGAGGGAGAGGAGGACGAGGACGAGGAGCCCGGGGAGAGAAGGUCCCGUCAUCCGCUCCAAAGCAGCGGGGAGAUGGGCGGCGAGAGCCGGGGAUGCGCCGCGGCCUCGGGCAUCGUCGUGCAGCAGCAGGGCGGGCUCGGGGAGCGCAGCGGCGGCGGGCGGGAGCAGGAGGUGUCGGUUGAAAUUGGGGAGACCUACCUUUGCAAGCGGGCGGAUAACACCUGGCUUAACAGGCGCCUGGAUGAGUGGGUCGAUAAGAACAGACUGGCUCUCACUAAGACACUGAAGGAUGCGGUGCAGAAAAACACAGACCAGUACAUGAGUGAGCUGUCCGAGCAGCCAGAGAGAAAAAUCACACGCAACCAGAAACGCAAGCACGACGAGAUCAACCAUGUGCAGAAGACAUACGCAGAGAUGGACCCUACAACAGCAGCACUGGAGAAAGAACACGAAGCGAUCACCAAGGUGAAGUACGUUGACAAGAUUCAGAUUGGGAACUUCGAGAUCGAUGCCUGGUACUUCUCUCCCUUCCCCGAGGACUACGGCAAGCAGCCGAAGCUGUGGAUCUGUGAGUACUGCCUCAAGUACAUGAAGUACGAGAAGACGUUCAGAUUCCACCUGAGUCGAUGCCAGUGGAGACAGCCUCCUGGCAAGGAAAUUUACAGAAAGAGCAACAUCUCUGUCUACGAAGUGGACGGGAGGGAUCACAAGAUCUAUUGCCAGAACCUGUGCCUGCUGGCCAAGCUGUUUCUGGAUCACAAGACUUUGUACUUUGAUGUCGAACCUUUCGUCUUCUACGUCUUGACAGAAGUGGACAGGCAAGGCGCGCAUAUCGUUGGGUACUUCUCAAAGGAGAAGGAAUCUCCAGACAGUAACAACGUUGCCUGCAUUCUCACCCUGCCCCCCUACCAGAGACGAGGCUAUGGAAAAUUCCUCAUUGCUUUCAGCUAUGAGCUGUCGAAGCUAGAGAGCGCGGUUGGUUCCCCUGAGAAACCCCUGUCUGACCUGGGCAAGCUUAGCUAUCGCAGCUACUGGUCCUGGGUGCUGUUGGAGAUCCUGCGUGAUUUCCGGGGAACGCUGUCCAUCCGGGACCUCAGUCAGAUGACUAGUAUCACUCAGAAUGACAUCAUCAGCACACUGCAGUCCCUCAACAUGGUGAAGUACUGGAAAGGGCAGCAUGUGAUCUGUGUGACCCCCAAACUAGUGGAAGAACACCUCAAGAGCGCUCAAUACAAGAAGCCCCCCAUCACUGUGGAUUCGAUCUGCCUGAAGUGGGCACCACCAAAACACAAGCAAGCAAAAUUCUCCAAGAAAUAAAACGAUCAAGAAAGCGAACGAACGAAUAAAUAUGACAACGGAUGAGUGAAGACAUUCUUUUGCUGUCAGAGUGGAGGAAGACAUCCCAGGACAGUAGGGGUCACUAGAGGGCGCUGUGGGGCCACAGAAGUGAGAGAACGAGAGAGAGAGAGAUGUAGCACGGACUCUGUCUCUUGCACACUAGCAGAGUUGCACAAAUUGGUUAUCAGGACUGAGCGCUCCGCAGGAGUCCGGUUCUGGCGACUGGGCGAGGGCGGCUGGCGUCGAUCGGGGCUGAUUUCACCCUUCAGAGUGAAUUAAGAAGCAGCUGCUCGGGUUUGUGACGAUCGCUGCUUUUUCUUCAGA
Molecule: messenger RNA, 1843 nt
Organism: Polyodon spathula (Mississippi paddlefish)
Lineage: Eukaryota; Metazoa; Chordata; Actinopteri; Acipenseriformes; Polyodontidae
Gene: kat8
Product: K(lysine) acetyltransferase 8
Exons: 10
Coding region: 32-1498 (488 amino acids)
Biological process (GO): regulation of DNA-templated transcription
Molecular function (GO): histone acetyltransferase activity
Source: RefSeq, a predicted model, not a curated record